AUGGCAACCGAACCAAGCCCUCCACCAAAGGACGAGCAGAUCUCCGCGGCCGAAUCCCCGCAGCGCGAGAAACUCUUUGGACGAAAGUUCUAUGAGAGUAUUGGCAGCCCUAAAUAUGUCGUUGCGCCAAUGGUCGACCGGUCUGAAUUCGCGUGGCGCAUGCUUACUCGAUCCUUCAUGCCCCCGAAUGACCCGAAGCCCAUGCUAGCAUACACGCCCAUGUUCCAUGCUCGCCGUCGGGGGAAGAACGACGAUCUGUAUCUCGAUGGAAAUCCCGCAAUGGACCGUCCUCUCUUCGUGCAGUUCUGCACAAACAACCCGGAUGAAUACCUUGAAGCAGCCCGCCAUGUGGCUCCCUAUUGUGACGCGGUGGACUUGAACCUCGGCUGUCCGCAGGGGAUUGCGAAAAAGGGCCACUACGGAGCUUUCUUGCAGGAAGACUGGGAUUUGAUCUACAAGCUUGUCAAUAAGUUACACACCGAACUGCCAAUUCCCGUCACGGUCAAAUUCCGCAUUCAAGAGACCAAGGAAAAGACGUUGGAAUACGCCAAAAUGAUCCUCUCGGCCGGCGCCAGCAUCAUUACGGUACACGGACGCAGACGUGAACAAAAAGGACAUAACACAGGAGUCGCAGAUUGGACCUAUAUACGCUACCUGCGAGACAACCUUCCUUCGGACACUGUGAUCUUUGCCAAUGGCAACAUUCUCAACUAUGACGACAUCGAGACCUGUCUCGAGGCCACCGGCGCCGAUGGUGUGAUGAGCGCAGAAGGCAAUUUAUCAGACCCAACGAUUUUCAGCAAGCCACCUGCACCGGGAACUGAGACCAGAGACUUCUGGCGAGGUCGGGAUGGCAAGGGUGGCUACCGAAUCGAUGCAAUCGUGCGUCGAUACCUCGAUAUUAUCUAUAAAUACGUUCUCGAGCAGCCUGUCCCAGAGAGGAAGCCCUUAUACCUCCCAUCCGAUCCAGUGGACGAAUUUGCGGAAACAAACGAUACCGAGGAGAAUGAUCACGCAGACGGCCCGAUCAAGAAGAAGCAAAAACGAGGCAAAGCGGAGAAGACCAAGAAAAACGCUUCCCCUAAUCUUAGUUACAUGCAGGGUCACCUUUUCCAAGUCCUGCGGCCCAUGGUCGCAACCCACACCGACGUUCGCGAUGCGCUUGCGAAGUCACGACCAAAUGACAUUGCCACAUUUGAGCACAUGUUGACCAUGCUUGAGCAGGCCAUCAAAGGCGGACUUAAGGAAUAUGAGGCCUCCCCCGAAAAGUUUGAGAGCAAGCCGGAUGAGACCUUGAAGGGUUCGAAGGCGGUCAUUGCAGAAUACGGACGGCCUUGGUGGAUUUGCCAGCCCUAUGUCCGUCCUCUGCCCGAGGAGGCCUUUGAACUUGGCGCAAUGCGGGAGAAGGGCACCAAGCCUUCAGGAAAGAGCGAAAAAGAGGUCCCCGAGAACAACACCACGCCGUCCUUGAGCACGGCAGCUAGCCCUACUACACCCCCGACCGACCCUCUUGUAAGUGGAUAA
Molecule: messenger RNA, 1524 nt
Organism: Penicillium brevicompactum
Lineage: Eukaryota; Fungi; Ascomycota; Eurotiomycetes; Eurotiales; Aspergillaceae
Product: tRNA-dihydrouridine synthase family protein
Exons: 3
Coding region: 1-1524 (507 amino acids)
Biological process (GO): tRNA processing
Molecular function (GO): tRNA dihydrouridine synthase activity; flavin adenine dinucleotide binding
Source: RefSeq, a predicted model, not a curated record